CAGGCGUGGUAGUUCCGAGGCCGCAGCCCCUUGGACGCGACUGGACCGAGUCAGUCAACAAGACGGACCGUGGAGCCGCGCAGGGAGGGGCCAGUAAUAUCGGGGAGAUGCUACUGGGAGGACCGGGGGCAGGGGGUCUGUAACCUGCGACAGAAGGACGAGACUGGGGCCUGUGGGCGCUGUUCACACUGCCAGCAAUGCCAACAGGGGCUGAGUGACAGGAGGCCAGCACUGUCACUGGGGGGGUCUCUGAGCCGAGCCCAUCCACCCUGCAUUGUCACAGGGGCCCUCAUAGUUGUAUCAGGGCCCUCCUCUUACUGAAGCUUUCUCAUUACUGUGUCAGGGGCCCCUCCUCAGGAGCCCAACCUCUCCUGCUGUCACAGGAGCUCACCCAGCAUUGGUAUUGGGGGCACUCUUAUCCUGACAUUUGGGGCCAACACUAGAAGCUUGCAGAUUUCAGUUAUAGAGUUCCACUUUAAGGGCCCCCAGGAGCCGUGAGGGAGGAGGAGGCGGCUUCCCAUCCAGCUCGCAUAACGCUGUUUCCGGGGGCCCCACGUCUAAAUGACCUGAGGCCACGAUCUCCCCUCCUCACCCCAGAGAUCAGCGGCCCCAGGAGCCUCACCUAAGGAGCGGAGCAGCAGAAAGGCUGGGGCCACAACCCAGGAGAAUCGUACACAGCCAGGGGCCACAUCCCGGGGGCCCUGUGCAGAGAGGAUCCGGGACAGGAUGGGGAGAGACAAAAGGGAUUCCAAGAGCAGCUGAUCCUGCCGGAGCCCCCGCCAUGAAUGGUAGCUUACCCUUGGAGGGUCCCUCCUCCUCUCCUUCACCAAACUGGAAGGAGUUCUGUGAGAUCCACGCUCACGCCGCUGCUCUCGACUUUGCCCGUCGCCUCCGGGCUUUCCUGAACGAGAAUCCACAGUACGCCACGCCAGGGGCCGAAAGCAGCUUCUCCAGACGGUUCGCCGAGCAUUUUGUGGAGCACUUUGAGACAGAGGUGAACAAGACCAAUGCGCCCGACGGCCCCUCCCCCACCCACUGCAGCAUUGCCCCGUUUACAGGAGCGCAGACCUCCACCAGGGAUCUGUCGGAGACGUGCAGCGACUCCUCUCUGGCCUCCCCUGUAGAGACUCAGCCCCGGCAGGACUCGUCCGGGAUCACUUCUGGUCUCUCCAGCAGUCAGUCCCACAGCUCGGAGGAAUUCUCCACAUCUUCUGCCACCGCCAAGCCUCGCCUGAAGAAGCGAUUCUCACUGCGCAACGUGAGCCGCAGCGUGCGGGGGAGCGUCAGGGGAAUCCUGCAGUGGAAAAGCUCAGCAGAGUCUCCCACGGACGAGACAGGGGCCAACAGCAACUGCAAUUCCUCAGCCGGCGGCAGGGCCGGAGGAGAUAGAUGGAUGCAUAGAUUUGAGAAGCUGCGGCUCAGCCGGCCUCCAGCACCCCGGGCCGACCUGCGGGAUGUCAAGAGGGAAGGGGUCCUCAAUUAUGUGGUGGCUGAGGAGGUCAACAGCAGCAGCAAACCCCGGUGGCAGAAGUGCCGGCUUCUCCUGCGGAAGGCCGAGACUGAGGGCUACCUACUGGAGUUCUACAUUCCUCCCAAGGCCACCAAGCCACGGGUCAGCAUCCUCUGCUCAACUAUUGCUGACGUACGGACCACAACCCCUUUGGAGAUGCCUGAUAAAGAGAACACCUUUGUGCUGAAGACAGAGAAUUCCUCAGAAUAUAUCCUGGAGUCAGUCGACCCUCUGCAGAUGAGGUCAUGGCUCUCCGACAUAUAUGACUGCAUGUUAUCCAGAGUCUUUUACUUUUCCAGCAGGGACAGAGCUGACACCUCAGACCUUCCACACAUAAACCAUUCAGAAAGCAUGCCCAGCCGGGAUCUACCUCUGUUACCCACAGAGAGCAGUGAACAGCUCUGCCAAGGAGCCUAUGGCGGUCUGUCCGAUCGUCCCACUGUCUCCAUCUCACCCAGCGCUGUUUCCAUGACGCCCUCACACUUCGACUCUAUGGAGCUCCUCCCGCCAGAGCUGCCUCCUAGAGCCCCCAUCGAUGAGGGGGAGAGGACACAGAACCCUAUAAGUGCCCCCUUCCCUGAGAUAGCCGAUGGCACAGCUUCAUUCCUGUUCCAAGGAGAACCCGAUCCCGGUGAUGGCGAGCACCCGUUGUCAGAGUACCAAUGGUUCCAUGGCACCCUGUCACGUCUUAAAGCUGCACAGCUGGUACUGGCCGGAGGCACCAACAGUCAUGGUGUCUUCCUGGUCCGGCAGAGCGAGACGCGGAGAGGAGAGUAUGUGCUGACGUUCAACUUCCAGGGCAAGGCCAAGCACCUCCGCCUGUCCCUGAACGAGGACGGCCAGUGUCGAGUCCAGCACCUCUGGUUUCAGACCAUCUUCGACAUGCUAGAACAUUUUCGCGUCCACCCCAUCCCGCUGGAGUCCGGUGGCUCCAGCGACGUCACCCUCAUCAGUUACGUGGUGUCUUCUCAAAGGUUACACGGCCGAGACAGGGCUGACAGUAGAACAACCGUGUGUGAGGUUCCCCACCGCAUCCCAGACUCACCAUCAAACCCCAUCUCCAUUGGAGCGAAUGACUGUAUAGGCGGCCAGCAGCCGUAAUCCUCCCCCACUGCCUCCCCAUCCCUUAUCCCGUCAUCACAGCGCAGAGGGGAACCUGCAGCCUCCUUGGUAUCCACUGGGCACCUCUCCCCCUGAGGAGCCCCUGGCCAGCAGCAGCAGACCCCCUCCAGAGCCCCCCGUCACUCAACACGAGG
This is a messenger RNA of Bufo gargarizans (Asiatic toad), 2766 nucleotides long. RefSeq names its product SH2B adaptor protein 1 (gene SH2B1). Gene Ontology annotation, molecular function: transmembrane receptor protein tyrosine kinase adaptor activity. Bases 782 to 2611 code for a protein of 609 amino acids. Gene Ontology annotation, biological process: intracellular signal transduction. The transcript is spliced from 10 exons. Gene Ontology annotation, cellular component: plasma membrane. Lineage: Eukaryota; Metazoa; Chordata; Amphibia; Anura; Bufonidae. The record is from RefSeq and is a predicted model, not a curated record.